Molecule: messenger RNA, 1385 nt
Organism: Arabidopsis lyrata subsp. lyrata
Lineage: Eukaryota; Viridiplantae; Streptophyta; Magnoliopsida; Brassicales; Brassicaceae
Exons: 3
Coding region: 482-1219 (245 amino acids)
Cellular component (GO): mitochondrial matrix
Source: RefSeq, a predicted model, not a curated record
AGGUAAAAGGUUCUUCAUGGAUCAACACCUAAGAAAGAGGUAUUGAAGAAGAAGAGAAUGCUAGUUUCGUCCACUCUGUUUAUCAAACAGGCAUAAAUAAUCUAUAUAAGUGUUUGUUUCUUGAUUUUUUGUCCACAUAUGGUUAGUAACACAAAUUCACCCAAAAAAAUGGUUUACCUUAAGUCCUUAACAAUAAUAAGUCGCAUUAUAUAUUGUUCUUCUUAAAUUCAAUAUUUUUUUACUGCCGUCUACCUAAAAAACUCAAUAAUAUUAACUUUAUUUUUAAUCUGAAUUUGUGAUACAAUUUGUUAGAAGAGAAAUUUUGCGCCAACUUUUUGGGUUGAUUUAGGAUGUGAUUUGGUUAGGGUUUUAAAUUAACCAACGCUGUAAAACCCUUAUAUAAACCCUUAAAACCUUAAAAACCCUAAAACCUCAAAAAUCUUCAUAGAAGAACCAAAGAAGAGAGAAUCAAUCAAUCACCAUGGCUUUGGCUUGGUGCGUUGUACGCAGGUCAGGAUCUAAGUUUGCUUCUGUGUGUGGUGGUCAAGUCCGAUCUAUCUCCACCGUUGUGAACCGUCCGUCUCUAGCUCUCCUCAAGCCGUCACCGCUGCGUCCCUUCGUCUCCCGUGGCUUUCAUAACUCGACGGUUGUUGAUGAUCAUCAGCUGAGCUCCGAGCAAACGCUUCUCUGCGAGAUUGACUCCGAGAUCAAGUCUGCUUUCCAAGUCAAUGAUGUCGAUAGUGACGAAGACACGGCUCCAGAAAGCUUACCUUUCAGAAUUGAUGAUGAUGGAGGUGAGACUGUGACAUUGACUAGAGACUACGAAGGGGAACAUAUUAAAGUUGUAGUAGGCAUGCCUAGAACGUAUACAACUGGUGAUCCUAAUCAUGGAGAUGAUCAUGAGGAAUUAAAAAUUCCACUUAUUGUGAAUGUUACCAAGAAGAGCGGACUUAGCCUCGAGUUUCGCUGCGCGGUUUCUGAAGAUGAUAUCGACAUAGAUGGUGUGUUUGUGAAUCAUUCAGGGGAUUCUUCGAAGGAUCAACUGGCGAAUGAAGUGUCUGAUUUCAAAAAUGUGAAUUAUGAUCUGGAGAUGGCGUUCUACAAGUAUCUGGACACCAGAUUGGAAAAAAGCACACUGGAUUUCUUGUAUGAGUACAUGACGGAAAAUCGACAGUACGUGUUAUGGUUGAAGGAUGUUGAGAAGUUUUUGGAAGAAUGAAAAAGUAUGUUCGAUACUUGAGAGAAUCAGAAACUUUCAAAUGUGUUUUAGCAUUUUGCACAAUGUUUUGAGAAUUAAUUAGUAAUGACUUUCAAGUUCAGAUGAGUUUGGUAUUCACUUUUAUUUUUUGCCCCACAUAUGGCUUAGUACACAAAUUCACACACAC